Condylura cristata (star-nosed mole) is the source of this 1185-nucleotide messenger RNA. It is a transcript of the gene FAS, whose product is annotated as Fas cell surface death receptor. The record is from RefSeq and is a predicted model, not a curated record. NCBI's taxonomy places the organism in Eukaryota, Metazoa, Chordata, Mammalia, Eulipotyphla, Talpidae. Gene Ontology annotation, biological process: regulation of stress-activated MAPK cascade; immune response; motor neuron apoptotic process. The transcript has 10 exons. Gene Ontology annotation, molecular function: protein binding; tumor necrosis factor receptor activity. Bases 1 to 1185 code for a protein of 394 amino acids. Gene Ontology annotation, cellular component: membrane raft; external side of plasma membrane; CD95 death-inducing signaling complex.
AUGUCGACAAUCCCACAUAUGGCGGACGUCGCCACCCUCCUUAAAGGCAUUCUGGAAGAUGAGUGGCUGCUGCCGGACCCCCUGCCGGUGACCCCUCAGCAGUGGGAUGACACAAUCUUCGACCUCUGGUUACAAGAAAACUGGUUGGUUAUCAAAAGUGAUUUAUCACUGAUGCAGAUACUUACUGCCAUUGUUGGAUCAUUGUACAGAGGUGCGAAUGCCCAAGUGACUGAUACCAUCUCUGAGGCCGAGUUGUUGAAAUUGAGAAAGAACAUUACUAAAAGGGAGAUCAAGUGCUCAGGAGGCCUGCAUCGUGGGGGUCUGUUCUGCUGUCAGCCCUGUGAGAAGGGUGAAAGGAAAGUUGCUGACUGCACAGUAAGUAAAGGAAAGCCAACCUGUGAACCUUGUCCAGAAGGAAAGGAGUAUACAGAAGUAGAUCAUUAUUCCACUAAAUGUAGAAGAUGUAGCAUUUGUGAUGCAGAACAUGGUUUUGAAGUAGAAAAAAACUGUACCCGGAUACAGAACACCAAAUGCAGAUGUAAAGCAAACUUUUUUUGUGAGAAUUCUGCAUGUGAACACUGUAAUCCUUGCAUUAUGUGUGAACAUGGAAUCAUUGAGAAUUGUACAUCAACCAGUAACACCAAAUGCAAAGAAGGCUCCAGAUCUAACUUGCUGUGGUUGCUUGUCCUGGUACCAAUUGCUACACUAAUCUCAUUCGCAUAUUCUUACCUACUUCCUACAAAGCUGAGCCCCGAGUCUGAUAGAAUUGUUUUUGAUCUUUCAGGCAUAUAUAGGCGGUACAGAGAUAAAAAGAAAGGUCAUCAUGAAUUUAAGGCUCCAAACUCUGAAACAUUGCUAAAUGAUUUCACUGACAUUGACUUGAGUAAAUAUAUCACAAGUAUUGCUGAACUAAUGACAGUAAACCAAGUUAAGGAAUUUGUGCGAAAGAAUGGUGUCAGUGAAACCAAAAUAGAUGAGAUCAAGAAUGACCACGUCCACGACUCAGCUGAACAGAAAGUCCAGCUGCUCCGUAAUUGGUAUCAAAUCCAUGGGAAGAAAGAAGCGUAUGAAACUUUGAUUAAGAGUUUCCAAAAAGCCAAACUUUGUUCUCUUGUAGAUAAAAUUCAUGACCUAAUCUUAAAGGAAAAUGCAAACUUAAAUCAUGAUAGACAAAACUUGGUCUAA